AUGGCUGAAGAUAAAAUUUUAGUUGAUGGGAAUUUAUCAACAUUUACUGCUAUCAGGCCCAACAGUACAAUUGAAGAUUUGAAUUUACUCGACUCAUUGCUAAAAAACUACGAUAGAAGGGCACUGCCAACGAGCCAUCUUGGGACACCAACGGAAGUGUUUUGCGAAAUGUAUAUAAGAAGCUUCGGAUCAAUCAACCCAUCAACAAUGGAUUACGAAGUUGACUUGUACUUGAGGCAAAAGUGGCAAGAUGAGAGGCUUAAAAAACCCGAGAUGUCACGGCCACUUGAUCUCAACGAUCCUAAGUUAGUUCAACGAAUUUGGAAGCCAGAAGUGUUUUUUGCCAACGCAAAACAUGCAGAAUUCCAAUACGUGACUGUACCAAACGUAUUAGUUCGAAUUACACCCACUGGACAUCUUCUGUACAUGCUAAGGUUGAAAUUAACAUUUUCCUGUAUGAUGGACCUCUAUCGAUUUCCCUUGGAUUCGCAAGUUUGCACUAUUGAACUGGCUUCAUUUUCCAAGACCACUAGUGAGCUGAAUUUGAAAUGGUCAGAAGAAAAUCCUGUAAACUUGUUCGAAAAACUGAAACUUCCCCAGUUUGUAAUAAAUAGCGUCAACACAUCUAUUUGCAGUGAAAAGUUUCACAUCGGUGAAUACAGUUGCUUGAUAGCUGAGUUCCAUCUGCAGCGCUCAAUUGGCUACCAUCUUGUACAGUCAUAUUUGCCGACUGUUCUCAUAGUUGUCAUUUCAUGGGUCUCCUUCUGGUUGGAUGUGGAAGCAAUACCUGCUCGUAUUACUCUGGGAGUUACAACUUUGCUCACAAUAUCCUCAAAAAGCUCUGGAAUCCAAAGUAGCUUGCCGCCUGUUUCAUAUGUGAAGGCUAUUGAUGUUUGGAUGGGAGCGUGCACCACUUUUGUCUUCACUGCAUUGCUGGAGUUUACUUUCGUCAACUACUUGUGGCGCAAAAGAGGGACAACACCUCCUAACAUCAAAGUGGCUGAUGAAAACAUAUCACUCAGAAUGUACGAAGAUAAGGAGGAGUGCAAUGGAACCAAAAAAAACUUGAAACUGGAAUCUGAGGAUGAUGAACCAGCAAUGUCCAAGAAUAACCCGAAAGCAAUGAUGUAUCUAGGUACCCACAAGAUAUCCGCAAAGCGUAUUGAUCAAGUUUGCCGCAUUGGAUUCCCAAUUCUGUUUUUGGUCUUCAACAUCUGCUACUGGCCCUAUUACCUUAUAGUUCCCUAA
Messenger RNA from Uloborus diversus, 1248 nucleotides. RefSeq names its product glycine receptor subunit alphaZ1-like. The transcript is spliced from 9 exons. Gene Ontology annotation, biological process: chloride transmembrane transport; regulation of membrane potential; chemical synaptic transmission. Lineage: Eukaryota; Metazoa; Arthropoda; Arachnida; Araneae; Uloboridae. Gene Ontology annotation, molecular function: transmembrane signaling receptor activity; extracellular ligand-gated monoatomic ion channel activity; neurotransmitter receptor activity. The record is from RefSeq and is a predicted model, not a curated record. Gene Ontology annotation, cellular component: synapse; membrane; neuron projection. Bases 1 to 1248 code for a protein of 415 amino acids.